Talaromyces atroroseus is the source of this 4719-nucleotide messenger RNA. RefSeq lists its product as hypothetical. Gene Ontology annotation, molecular function: ribosomal large subunit binding; ubiquitin protein ligase activity. The transcript is spliced from 9 exons. NCBI's taxonomy places the organism in Eukaryota, Fungi, Ascomycota, Eurotiomycetes, Eurotiales, Trichocomaceae. The coding region runs from base 1 to 4719 and encodes 1572 amino acids. The record is from RefSeq and is a predicted model, not a curated record. Gene Ontology annotation, biological process: rescue of stalled cytosolic ribosome; ribosome-associated ubiquitin-dependent protein catabolic process. Gene Ontology annotation, cellular component: cytosol; RQC complex.
AUGAGCAAAAAGUUCAAGUCGCAGGCCUCCAGUAGUCGCGCUGCUGCUGGCAGUCUCGGAGGGUUUACCAGCACUUUUGGCGGUUUUUCAAUCGAUUCGGCAUCGUAUACAAAUGCGCCCUCGUCGCUGUCCUAUGUGGCCGAGCCUCCGGACCUGACCCGCAUCUCAGAUGCUAAUCUGGUGGUGGCCUUCAAAAAUCUUACCAAGAAGGAUGACACCACUAAGACUAGAGCGCUGGAGGAUAUCAAGGAAACGAUUGUGAGGCUCGGGAAUCGUAGUGAUGACCUGGAGGAUGGAUUUUUGGAGGCCUGGGGUCUAAUUGCAUCGCUUGCUGGCAAGCGAAUCGCGCGUUAUCUCCCCAAGGUAAUCGGCGCUUGGCUAGCAGGACUCUAUGACAACGACAAACUUGUCUCGCGUUCUGUAGUGGAAUCAGUAUCUCAAGUAUUCACCACUGAAGAAAAGCGUCUUAGUCUUUGGAAAGUUUUUCAAACCUCGAUACUGGAAUUUGUCGAUGAUGUUAUCCUCCAUCAAACUGCCUUGAGUCUCAGUGAUGAGAGAAUCGUGAAGCCCGAAGAUGCUGAAGCCAAGUUCGCGAGAGUGUCUGCCACUGCGAUCCUGCUUUUCAACCGUAUAAUAAGCACUGCUGCACCGGAGCAAAUAUCCAAGGAUCUACCUGUCAUCCAGACCAUUUUGAACACACGGGACUUUGAAAGUAUUGAUUGGCGAAUAAUCAGCCACAGCAUUAUUUCGCAAGCUUUACCAACAUCGCAACUUGGUUCUGCUACUGAGUUCUCCGAGACAAUCCUGCAGUUAUCUCAAACAAGACCGCAAGUAUGGACUACCGAUUUUAGUGGGAAGACUUCUGCCAGCAAGAGAUUGCGCCAAUACAUUCAAAAAGGAUCCCAGGGCGCCGCGGAAUCAUACUGGUCCAACCUGGUCGAAAUGCUUAAAAUUAUUCCAUCCGAAGUGAUUAGCAGCUAUGCUUCUAAAACUAAAGAAACUUCUCAGAUUGGGAGUCCACAAAUCAAAGCUAUCAUGAAUGACCUGCUGGAUGCCUUGACAUCUAGGGAUGAGCCGCGAUAUAACCUUAAAACAGGUUGGGCAGCUUACUAUGAUAUAGGAAUCUGGCUGUCAACCCUCAUUCCUGAGCAAGAAAGGAACGAAUUUGUUGAAGAAUUUUUGACACAGAUUUUCAAUCCGUAUGUAAAUGGCCAGGGUGACAAUCGGUGGAUGUUGCCUGCGUUUAGCGCCUUCGACACUUGCAAAGUUGCCUUUUUGAGACUUGCUAGUCAUGGAUGCGACGCAGAAUUAAAAUUCGCAUGGAAAACUGCUACACAAGAUCUGCUUCAAGCAGUUAAACUGUCUUUGCCAGAGCAGUCCAAAGAUUUUAAAUCGUCGCAGGAGGAGGUUUGCGCCAAAGCCAACCGCUAUUUCAAAUUACAAGCGGCAAUCCUUUCAAAUUCCUCACCAGAGAACAAUUCGAUUACCGUAUUAUUUCGGGAAACGAGUUUGCUUCUUUUGGAGGGCUCACUGCAGGCAUUACAGGCCCGAAAUGGAAAGCCUUACGGCGCCGCUGCAGUUGUGGAAGAAGCAAUUCGCCAUGUGCCACAACUGGUUGAAACCUCUGAAGCUGUUAUCGAGGCUCUCAAAGCUGGGAUUCCCAAGCUUCUCACAACCCCGUCUGCGGAUAGAAUCAUGUCGGUGGUUCUUAUGUGCAGUGACUGGGAAGAGUUUGAUUCUGUAUUCGAUGCUUCACUGCAACAGAUGACAGAAGCAACUCCAGACGGCUCAAGUGGUUCCGCACUUCAGAAAUUGCUUUCUACCGUUGACUUCCAGAAAGUGCAAGAUUCAUCUCAUUUGGUAUCCAUUGUGUCGACAAGCGUUGGGAAGGCAAUCCGAGGGAACCAAUCGGAAUGGCCGAUCGCCUUCUCGGUGGCUGAGAAUAAGACAGUACCUGAUGACAUAAUUAAUGAAAUUGUCAUGGCCCUACUGAGCGGACUGUCAUCAGAUGAAGAUUCUAUUAUCGCUACGCUUUCUGGGCUUUCAAAUUUUGGAGGACAGAAACCAGAAGCUCUUCGACGUCUUAGAAAGGGUAGAGAUGGCUCCCGCCUUGUGGCACGCUUACUCUAUUUGACUGAGUCGCCGAUAGACGAGAUCAGUCAGAAAUCUGUCCAAUUAGAGAAGAAAAUGAGAGAGACCGUGUCGGCAGAUAUUACUUUGGCAUCGAGCCGGGAGAUUGUAGAGCAGGGAUUAAAAUAUGCGGGCCCUCAAUCACUCUCUAUUGAUGUUCUCUCGGACAUGGCGCAAGAUCUGUUUCGGAAUACCAAGCCUGCGGAUUUACAUUCUUUAUUAAUUGACAUAUUCCCCUCAGAUGGAUUGUGGAAGGAAUCCUUGGGACCAUUCCUGGAAUUGCCUAUCAGACUUUCCACGUCAAUUACUAGUCCUCUAGGCGGAGCUGUCAACCUUCUGAGUAACGACUUGUCGUCAACUGCUCAGCAAGACCUAACAAAUGUACAGCGGGAUUCCGUGGGUGCAUCAUCGGCUUUUCGGUUGGCAACAUAUGUUGUGAAGAUUCUCUCUCUGCCAAAUGUACUCGUGUCUCUCAAUGCCCAGCAACGCGAGAGCCUCUUUUACUACUUGCCGCUUGCUCUGCAAUUGAUUGACGACGAUGUUGGCAUUGAAGCCUCAAUUGGAAUUGUUGGACUGGAGCUCUCGGAGGACCGAGACGAGGCUUUGGAGGUUGUUAGCGAUGGUCGAUCAAUUAUAAGUCAAUGGACUCACUCAGACACACGUUUAAGUGACAAUGGUCGUACUAUCCAAGAAGAUCUUCUAGGUUUAUGGGAGCUCAGGGUUGGCGCUUUGGACGAUCUAUCACCCGAGAGUUACCGGAUCGGUCAAGCAUACGUGAAAAUAAUAUCCGGAGUAGAUGCUACUAAGGGCUCUGACGCACUUACUGGUCUCGCACGAGAAAUUCGGAAGUAUAAUCCGAUACGUGCGGCUUCAGAACUUGCUGUCUGGGGCCCCAGUUUAUCCUUAUCACCAUCUGGCACACGCUUAUGCAAUGAACUAAUCGCAGAUGUCACUGGUUUCAAGCCAAAAAAAAAUCUUACCGACGGACCCAAAAGCGUUGUGCUUCUUAAUCUUUUGACCCAGAGUAUGGAAGGUAUUUUAGAUACGAUUCCUACGCAGCGGCUGGUAUUUCUUGUUAAAAACCUCAUCCAUAUUUUGCAAGAAAACCCAGAUUCGACAAGCAUCAAGACUGAAGCGUUCAAAGCUCUGUCAGCGAUUUUGAGACCUCUUUGCGAAAUCUACGGUUCACAUUGGAUCGAAUCAAUUGAACUUCUAAACACUACUUGGAAAGAUAUCCGUGGUGGAGAUGCAGAGCUUCCCGUUCUGCAUUCGUCCCUGAGACUCUUCUCUGCUUUGAGAGAUCUAGUGCAAUCCGAGAGCAAUGACGAUUUGACGGAUGCGUGGAAUGAGUCCAAACAAGAUCUAUUCGAGAAUCUCCUCUCUACCCUGUACAGAUUAGAUACAUCAAGCGCUGUUUUCCAGCCUCGGGACAUUACGGCAGAUUUGUUGAGACGAGAACUCAUGCACAUACCAGUGGAGUCUCUUGCGAAUAAGAAUGACAUGUUCUCGCUGUUAGCCGCUGAAUGCAAAAAUAUUCAACAGACAGCUUUUGAGAUACUCCAUCGACAUAUACCGCAAGCUCAAGAACAAGUAUCAUUUGAUGUUGCCUUGUCAAAGACAACUGUCAACCUUCCCGACGAAUUGUUGUCUCUAUUACUCGAAGCCCCGCAAGCAAAAUUAAUCACUCCAACGAGUGACACCACGGCGUGGAUCAGGAUCCGGGGUUAUUUGCUGAGUUGGAAAUUAGUUUUCGACCAUUUUUUGAAUUCUUCGCUACCUGUUCAGGAAAAUUACGCCGAGAACAUUAAGGAGAAUCAGAAUUUACCCCCCCUGUUAGAGUUUACCUUUGACUUCCUCCAAAAGUCUCACGGCAAACUUAUCGAUGCUUCCAAGUUCGAUAUCCGUUCAUGGGAACCCACUGAUGAACCCGGCGAGAGAGAUACGCAGUGGCUGCUCAUACAUCUUUACUUCCUUGCUCUCAGACACCUUUCCACAUUUACGAAAAACUGGUGGAUCGAUAGCCAAAAGCGAAUCAAGGGCCCAGUCGAGACUUGGACAGAAAAAUAUAUAUCACCAUAUAUCAUCGAAGACGCAUUAAAUAGCGUCUCUGCAUGGAUUGAGACUCAGGAAGAGGAUGAAGAGCGGCCGCUCUCUGUCAAAGUGUCCCAUCGGGCUGCAGAGCUUAUUGCCAGUAUUCCAGUAGACGAAGAUUCCCCUCCAGUAGCCAUGGCAAUAUCUCUUCCGCCGGCCUAUCCACUACAGCCUGCGAUUGUUACAGGCAAAAGCCGUGUGCUCGUUGACGAGCGGAAAUGGCGCAGUUGGAUGUUGAUCGUUCAGGGUGUGAUAAUGUUUUCCAAUGGCAACCUCGUGGAUGGCCUGCUUUCAUUCCGAAGGAAUGUGCAGGGCGCCCUGAAAGGACAGAGCGAAUGCGCUAUCUGCUAUUCUGUCAUUUCCACGGACAUGCAGACCCCCAACAAGCGCUGUGCGACCUGCAAGAACGCCUUCCAUUCAGUUUGCCUCUUCCGAUGGUUCAAGAGUAGCAACCAGAGCACAUGUCCACUUUGCCGAAAUAACUUUGUUUAUGUUUGA